AAAUCAUUUUCGAAUAUUUUCGUGAUUACAAUACUACAUUGCCAGUAGGCAUGGGAAGUAAAACAGAAAGUUGUUUCGAACAUAUAGAAUUUUGAAAUCAUACCUUCUGUAUAUCUCUGUUUGUAUUUGUAUCUGUUUAGUCAAAACUACUAGAGGACAUGGGGAUUUGUAUCGAUAUGUGCUUAAUUCCGAAAUAGAGUUAAAUGCCUAUCUACCUUUUAAAAAAAUCUUAACUUAUGCUGAAAAAAUAACAUGGAAAGGAAGUCUUCUAAUUAUUUACGUUGAUGUCACAGUUAUUUUUAUACGUUCUCCUUCAAAUACGUCUCUGUACAAGUAUUCCUUCUGUUACAGGUUGUGAAUGCGUCGUGUUCUCAACGACGUUCGGAAAGGAGAAAGGGACAUUCAAGAGCCCGGACUUUCCAAAACCCUACCCGCCAAACAUCGACUGUCUACUCUACACCUUUGUCGGUAGCACGGACGAGAUCGUACAACUCACCUUUCAGGAGUUUGACGUCAAGAAGUCGCAAUCUGAAAAAUUCUAUUGUGCUUCAAACAUGAAGUAUUGAUAAACGAUUCACCAAAUACUGAUACACAUGAUGAUACGAAAGAAGUCUACAAUUAAUUGGCUUCUAC
This is a messenger RNA of Acanthoscelides obtectus, 633 nucleotides long. NCBI's taxonomy places the organism in Eukaryota, Metazoa, Arthropoda, Insecta, Coleoptera, Chrysomelidae. The record is from the annotation of a GenBank genome assembly.